Anopheles funestus (African malaria mosquito) is the source of this 1784-nucleotide messenger RNA. Its product is annotated as regucalcin-like. The transcript has 4 exons. Gene Ontology annotation, biological process: L-ascorbic acid biosynthetic process. Bases 321 to 1274 code for a protein of 317 amino acids. The record is from RefSeq and is a predicted model, not a curated record. Gene Ontology annotation, molecular function: gluconolactonase activity; calcium ion binding; enzyme regulator activity. Lineage: Eukaryota; Metazoa; Arthropoda; Insecta; Diptera; Culicidae.
UGUUAGUAGCUGCUGGUUUGUUACUAAACAUAUUAUGUUGAUAUUUUUACCCUGUAUCAACUUCAAGUACAUAAUUAUGAGAUGAAUUAAUCCGAUAAAAUUAUCUCAUCCACUAUCUCCAUUAUUUCCCACAUGGUUGACUUUAUUUUAUCACAUAUUUCAAUUUACUGAGUUAUCGCACAUCGGCUAUUCAUGAUUAAAAAGCCAUUUUACGCUAUCGCUCCCUUCCUUGUAUCGGCGAUAAGCUAUCAAACGAUUUGAAGCUACUGCUGAAAAAGUUAGCCCAAUUCCUUCCCUUACUUUAGUACUGCUGUUCGACAAUGGCUGACGUGAAGGUCGAAGUAUUGCCCGGACCAUUCCUGCAGCUCGGCGAAGGGCCACACUGGGACGGUGAGUCACAAAGUCUUUACUACGUUUGCAUUCUCAGCAGCACGCUGCAUCGGUACGAUUGGAAGGAAAACCGCACCUACACUGCUAAGAUCGAGGGCAGCACGUAUGCCUCAUUCGUCAUUCCGGUAAAGGGACGCAAGGGAGAGUUUGUCGUUGGCAGUGGUACGCGACUGUUGCUUGUUAGCUGGGACGGGUUAACCGGGUCAGCCACGAUCAUUCAAGUGCUAACCGAUCUCGGUGAGGAGGAAGCCGAUCAUCGCUUCAACGAUGGUAAGGUGGACGGGCAGGGUCGGCUCUAUGCCGGCACAAUGCUCGCCGAAGACUCCCGCAAUCACUUCGAGAUGGACGACGGUAAGUUUUACCGCUUCGAUGCAAGCCGCGGGCAAAUGGUGCCACUCAAGAGCAAGGUACACAUCUCAAACGGGCUGACCUGGAGUGCGCGUACCGGCAAGUUCUACUACAUCGAUUCGUUUGCAUUCGACAUCAAAGAGUACACGGUGGAUGCGGAAGGAAAUCUCGGCGACGAAACGGUGCUGAUAAAGCUGAAGGAUGACGAAGCGGCAACGGAGUACAUUGCGGACGGGAUGACGAGCGAUGCCGAGGGCAACCUGUAUGUGGCCGUCUUUGCUGCUUCGAAAAUCAUCAAGAUAAAUCCAGAGUCGGCAAAAAUAGUCCAGGAAAUAGCACUACCCGUUGCGCAGGUAACGUCCGUCGCAUUCGGUGGUCCCAAUCUGGAUGUUCUGUUCGCUACGACGGCCGCCAAGGAGAUAUCCAUCCCGCAGGAUCCACCAGCCGGAGCCGUACUGAAGAUUACCGGAUUGGCCGCACGUGGCACUCCAAUGAACGAACUCCUGCUACCAACCACCUCAAGCGCAUCUUCCUAAUCCUCCCUGUAACAAACAAAACAAAAAAAAAAACAUCAACCUCAGUGCGACAAUUAAUUCAAACCCAAGCAGAAGUUGGAAUGGUUCAAUGGGUGUCCUUUUAUUCCGCAACUCUUCCCCAUUGCUCCUGCACUCUCGGUCACUCGGUGAGUGUGAAAUUUUGGAGCUGUAGUAAUCAUUUCAAUUUCCACUCGAUAAGCGCCACAACGCAAUGGCCGGGCGAAAUAGUGUCGCAAUCUUGUACGAGCUUGGUCCAUUCGGCAAAAUCCCUCCAUUUGGAGCAGCGUGGACUUGUCUAGCCGAGUCGAGCCGAGUUGGACACGGUAUGAUUUGAUCACAAUAACAAUAAGUGCACCAAUUUCGACUAAAUGUUGAAUAAAUAAAGGAUUUACAUACACCCCAGGAUCUAACCCGAAACCGUUGUACAUGUGGACGUAGUGAAGGCACGGGUUUUACGGGCAGGCCCUUGACAGAGUGUGAGAGAGAGAGAGAGAGCGCGCGAAGAUUCUA